Oryza sativa Japonica Group (Japanese rice) is the source of this 2479-nucleotide messenger RNA. RefSeq lists its product as uncharacterized. Lineage: Eukaryota; Viridiplantae; Streptophyta; Magnoliopsida; Poales; Poaceae. The record is from RefSeq and is a predicted model, not a curated record.
GCUAUAAUUGGGAAAAGGGGAUCGGGAGGACAAGUCACGAUUUGCCCCCAAAUUCGCGAUCCCCCCUUCUUCUCCGGCUCAGAUUCCGGCGAGCCCUCGCCCCCGACCCCCAAAUUGGCCGCGGAUCCGAGCCCCCCUCGCCGCCGGCUUCCGAUCGGAUAGUAUGGUGUUUUCGCACAACAAAAAUUCCAACCAGUUUGACCCUCUUUCUUAUGUUAACCUGAGUGGACUAGAUGCUGACAGUCAAUCUGUUUCAUUUACUGACAUGAACUCAAGAGAUGCUCCUUCAAAUUCACAUGUUACAGAUGUUGGAAAGGAGAAUAUGUUGAAUAACCCAGAGGAAUCAAAGAUAGCAAGCACUGGUCUGAAGCCUGGUUCUCCAAUUUCUCCUGAGAACUUCAGUUUUUCUUCUCUCCCAGGCAGCAGUUGUCAUUUGUCUACGCUGGAUCAUGGCAAGCGACCUCUUUCUGAUGUCAGGCCAUUCCAGGUUGCUUGUAAGCGUCCGAAGCAAAUAGACGAAAAUACCUGGUCAACGAGCACGUUUGAGACAUCCUUUUCAGAUUUAGCUGAUGAGACCAGAGAGCCAGAUUACAUCUAUCAUAAUAGUGGUAUCUCAGCCUGCAAUACUAGUUCCAGCAUCCCUUACUCUAAUCUCGAGCAAUUAAUUGGAGAGGAGAACUUAUACUUACCUGAUUGGGUGACUACUUUCCCUGGUUAUACUGGAGAUUUUUGGCCAGCACCUGUGGCUGAUCAGGUUGAUGACAUUGACUCUCCUAUCCAUGACCACCUCCCAAGAAAAGCUGUGGCAAUUGGACCUGACCACCAGGCAGACAUUCCAGAAUGGAGGCCUAGGAUUUCGAUGACCGUGCCCUACGGUUCUGGUUCUUGUGCUGAUCUGUCAUACAGUUCUGUUUCCACUUCAGGGUCUGCUCCCAGGGAUGAGGACAGUGAAAGUGAUAAGUGGAUCAAGCACUGUGUCAUUGAAAUGCCAUCCUCAUGUUCUGUUGCUUGGGUUGGAGACCAUGGAAGAGAUUGUGGGUGCAGUGAUGAGGGUUCCAUUAGAUGUGUAAGACGACAUGUUUUGGAAUCCAGAGAAAACCUCAAAAGAAUAUUUGGAGAGGACAAAUUUCGUGAGUUAGGUCUUUGUGAUAUGGGAGAAGAUAUUGCUCAGAGAUGGACAGAUGAGGAGGAAAGUCUCUUUUAUAGAGUUGUUUACUCUAAUCCUCCUUCCUUGGGAAAGAACUUUUGGCAUUUUCUCCCACGAGCUUUGCCUGGUAAAACUAGCAUGGAGCUUGUCAGCUACUAUUUCAAUGUCUUCAUGCUUCGUAAGAGGGCUCAGCAAAACAGAUCGGAGCCAUUGCACGUGGACAGUGAUGAUGAUGAGGUUCCUGAUGAGCCUUCUGUAACAGAGGAUGAGGAUUCUGCAGUUGAGUCCCCAGCACAUGAUUAUUACGUGAACAAUCCCAUGUCCCCAGAGUCUGAAGACUCCUUCCAUGAGAAGGUAGCUGAUAGUUUAUCUGGGCUCAGAGAUGGACCAAGCCAGAAGCCUCUGGGAUCCAACACAGAUAAUCCUGGAGGUGAUGCCGACGUCCAAGACGAGUCAUGCACAUCAUUUGAGGACCAUAAUGGAGCGCAUGGAUCUAAUGGUGUUCAAUGUGCUGAGUUUCACAUGAUGCUGCCAAAUGCUGCUCUAGACCACUACAGUGACCGAGGUGCGUGCAUGUAGCGGAUGCCAGGACUCAUGAGCAUAUAAACAUAGGUUAUUAGAUGUUGACAUCAUGACAGAGCCUCUGAAGAUAUGGCUGAUGAGGGAGAUAAAGAUGAUUUGUAUAUUGGGGUUGUCAAUUGUCAAUGCUUUGUUGAGAAUGUUGUGAUGAACAGUAUGACAGCAAUACAAAUAAAGUGGAUGGCCUUGGCGUUUGCCAAAUUUCGAACGCCGAGAUGGUUUUGAUCUUUGCUGAAGUUUUGAAAUUUGAGGGGACUGCACAGCCAAAAAAGUUAAAGACCAAGUCAAGAGUUCUGCAUUGAGAACAGCUGCCUUGCCUUGGGAAGUCUGUUCCUCAAAAUCCUCCAACCUGUCGUCUGUCUUGGUGAUGCUAUGGUCGCCAGAAGACUCGACGGGAGCGAUCUGUAUAGUGGUCAAGUAGCUCAGUAUUUUUCAAAGCCAUUUUGUAAAGUAGCAUUUGGGGACCAAACUGAGCUUUUGUGCGACGUCGUCUUAUAUUCAUUCAUUGUGUACUCGUCAUCUUUUGCUCGUAUGUGUACAACCUAUUGCAUUCUGUAGUUGGAGUUGGAGAGCUUCUAGUUAACCCUUUUACUGCAGAAAAUGUCGUACUCAUAUAGUUGUAUCAAUUCUGACCUAAGGCAUUUGAGUUGUAAGCAGUGAAUAGGGUAAGUGAUCUGAAUGGGAGCAUUACAGACAAGGAAAACGAAGAAACCAGAUAUAAUUUCUGAAGCAAUUGCUGUGCAUUGGAUCAAA